This is a messenger RNA of Peronospora matthiolae, 1209 nucleotides long. The record is from the annotation of a GenBank genome assembly. Lineage: Eukaryota; Oomycota; Peronosporomycetes; Peronosporales; Peronosporaceae.
AUGUCGUACCUCUCGACGUCGACGCACUUGAACAACUGGAUCUUCUCCCCCCACGAGCUCGCGCGCGUGCGACGGCUGCAGCACCUCAAGACCAAACGCACGCUGCGUCUCGAGCGUGAACAGUCUCUGAAGCCCGAAGCUCCCGCUCCCAGCAGCCGCCAAGCGCGAUCCUUUGCCGCGCUCGUGCCGCGCUCGUCCACUUCGAGACGCGAUGCUUUCGACUGGAAAGACGCGGUGGACGGGGACCUUGCCGCCCAAGAAGAGGCCGAGGAGAAGCAGCAGCUGCAGCUGAGUCCAGUGUUGGAGCUCCUGAGUCGGGAGCAGGAGACGCUCCUUCGGACGUUCUAUGAGGAGAAGAUCCAGGAGAGCUGCAGUGCCCAGUUCCUUCGGACGUCGGACAAGGUCAAGUGCUGUGCGCUCAUGCUGUUCAAGAGGUUUUACCUGAGCAACAGUGUGAUGGAGUUCCACCCAAAGUACCUCGUUCCGACCGUCAUUUACGUGGCGGGCAAGGUCGAGGAGCAGUACAUUUCAGUGGACACGGUCGCCGAGCACCUCCAUGUUGACCAUCGCGUCAUCAUUAGCCAUGAAAUGAUCUUGCUAGAAGGCGUGCGGUUCCAAUUGAUCAUGUACCACCCCUUCCGUGCACUCUUGGGCUUUCUGGAUGAUUUCCGGGCUUUUGCCAAGCAAGUGCAGAGCAAGGAUUUACCUGCGACGGUGCUGCAGAAACUCCACGCAGAGUCGACCACAGUGCUGCACGAGAUGCUGGUGACAGAUCUACCGCUGCUUCACUAUCCGUCGUACUUGGCGCUUGCAGCGCUGUGGCAUGUAACAGGCGAGGUGGCUGCAAGCUCGGGUGAAAAGGCGUGCGGACUUUUGAAAGAGGACGUCCUGAGUUACGUCGAAGGCAGUAAGUUCUCAAAAGGUCAGCUUGUCGACGAUGUAUUUCAGCGACUCAAGCAGAUCACACAGGCGUAUGAAGCGCUGACAGUAGAAAAGCUGAAGCGGGGCAAUGAAGCAGUGCUGGAUCGUGCGAAGCAGGUUAAACGCAUUUACAAGAAGCUGAAGCAGUUCCACCACGAAGACGAGAAGAAGGACAAGAAGACGAAAAAGGGUGACAGUAAGAAGAAGGACAAGAAGCGCCGAGACGGGGCCAAGGACGACAAGAAGACGAAGAAGAAGGUGAAAAAGCAAAAGACGGACAAGGCUUGA